GCCGGGAGCAGAUCCGCCGGCCACGGGGAGGGACAAUUGUAAUCCUGGGAAUCUGAAGGGCUUUGGAGAUGGCCCCGCUGUCACGAGCUUAUCGAAGCGGGCGGCGCCGUGACAGGUUGAUUGCCGCGAGGUGUGCGGCGUCGCUGAUCAUGUGUGUGACGAUCUUCGGAUCGCGCUUCUUGCUCCCUGCUGCAUCUUUCGUGACGGCCGCUUCUCUCGUGCAACAUGGAGGGAGCGUCUCAUCGUCGCUUGAUGAGACGAAGCGGCGGGAAAAGCCUGUCCAAUCCGUGGACGCUGAUGCGUGGGUCCCACCUCGCGAGGGGAGAUUUAGCGGAGGUGGGAAUGUGGACUCCUAUGAGGAGGAGGGGCAGACUGCGAUGUUUGACGUCAUGUUACUACCGGGCGUGGGAGGAGAUGUGGGUGAUGUAAGCGGGGGUAUGCGCGACAGGGAGGAGGGAGGAGUGCGCGACAGCAGGGAGGAGGGAGGAGUGCGCGACAGGAGGGAGGAGGGAGGAGUGCGCGACAGCAGGGAGGAGGGAGGAGUGAGCGACAGCAGGGAGGAGGGAGGAGUGCGCGACAUGGAGGAGGGAGGAGUGCGCGACAGGGAGGAGGAAGGAGUGCGCGACAGGGAGGAGGAAGGAGUGGCUGACGUGGUGAGGGAUAGGGUGCCGCAAUAUGGAUGGCGGAGACGGUUGCAUGGUGAAGGAGGAGGUGGAGGAGGACGGGGAAGAGGGGGGCUGCUUAUGGGAAAUGAAGUAGUAGAUGUGGGCGAGCUGGGGAGGGAGGCAGCCGAUGGUGUAGGGUUGUCAUCGACUGGCGUUUCAGUCAUGGCGGGAGAUGAUGGUGUGGAUAAUGUCGAGAAUGAGGGUGAUGAUGACGAUGUGGUGAUAACUUCCGUCAUGAGCUGGCCGCUCCGUGAUGUGGGGCCGUCUGACUGGGAGUACUACCCAGUGGAAAUUCCACAUGGUACUGCACGUGUUCGACUGAUGUUGAAGCCGCAUUGGACCUAUAAAUCUAAGGCUCCGAUGCUGUGUCUCAGGAAAGGCUCACUUCCACUGCCAUCCACAGCAUUUAAUAACAUUUCGGCGGCGGUUACUGCAGCUGCGAGCGCAACUCCUGUGCAUAGUGGAGCUUGCACAUGGUUCAAUGGGCCAAUGGAUUGGAACAUGACUGGGAAGGAGGUGGCACCGGCAGUAUGGUGGCUUGGGGUGUUCAGUGAUGCAGCUGAUACACGAACACAAUCAAAAAUGAUCGAACGGGGGGUGAUCUUUUCAUUUUCUAUACACGUUGCGGUCUACUCAUGCCGAGAUACUCUUGUUCAAGGAGGGCCUGAUUGUACCUUUAAGAUCACACCUAUUCAUUUGCCUGCAAGUGAAGGCAAAUUACAUCGUGCUCCUCCACCGGAAAGGUGUCAUCGGGAUGAAGUGCCAGGUAAUGAAAGCGUUGUACAUAACAAUAAUAAUGGCAGUGCAAGGGCUGAUGAUAUAGAGGAUGGGAGCGAGGGAAGCAUAAGCAAUCCGGAAAGUUGGGUGGAGCGGGAGACAGAAUGUGUGGACAUUGUCAAUGGAAAGUCUGCAUGGCGGUUCUACGGGCUAAGGAUCGAGAGAGAGGUCGCGGAACUGGCUGUGAUGAUUACGACUGUGCCAAUGGCGACCACCUCUGAUGAUCCUCUGACUAAAGUUAAGGAACCUUCUCAUCCACUUGACAAAAACCCUUUCUUCCUAGCGCUGUUUGUGUGGGCAGGUGGCAUCCCAGUCAUUAGGCUGAAUGCCAGUGACACAACGCCAUCUCCAGCAGGGCCGAGCGGGAGUUUCGUGAAUGGUACACGAAUGUUGGCAGAGCAGGGGGAAUACAGCACACCGGUCAGCAGUCGGAUGAGACUGAAGUGGAAGUUAGAGCGAUGGUUCGGGAAGUUGGAGAGUAAGACACGAUCAGGGAACAAGUCGGAGCGUUUAGUGUUGGGUAACGACAAGUUCUCAAUGGCGGUAAAUGGGACCGCUCGAGUGGUAGUGCCCACUCCUAAAUUGGGAUGGUGGUAUAUUGGCGUAAAGAUUGGGAAGAGAAGGAGCCAGCGGAGGACAAAUGAUACCAGUGAAGCACAAGGGGGUUUGCCUGAAAUCUCUCAGCUAUGCUUCAAUGCAAGAUGGAAAUUGUGGAGGUGUAUUUCUGGGUAUGCAGGCGUAGACUGCAAUUCAGAUCUCACUCUUUUACAGAGAGUUCUUGCAAGAAAACUGGAAGAAUCAUAUAUGGACUCUCACUAUGUGCCGAAGUCUCUGAAAUCAUCACAGUGGUCGCCACCGGAGGGGUGGUUUGACAUCCGUCCGUAUCAUUUGCCAUCAAAUCGGAGGAGACUGCUGGGUGCAAAUAUGGAGGGAAAUGCAAAUGGCACUGCAACCUCUUUCCCUGGGACAGCAGGGCAGGGCAAUCCAGGCAGUAGAGGGGCAAACAUUGGAGCUGCUGACAUUUGGAGGUAUUUCUCUUUUCAUGUGGCUAGCGGAACAUCAGGCACAGUGCUUACUGCAGAGCUAAGAGUGAAUUGCAGCGGUAUGAGAAUGCCACUCUGUGAGCAUGAGAAAAUGGGUGCUGCUCGAUCAGAACAAACGAAUUGGAUUUUUCAGCCAGAGCUUUAUGCUCGUCAUGGUGCAGUUCCAACGGCACAGAGUUUUGAUGUAGGAGUCGUUCCGCCUUGGGAAGUAAAUUUGAAUGGACGCGGUAGUCAUGGAGCUGAGAUUGAUUGCAGCAAGCACAACCUUGGAAAUGGAAGUGCAGUUUCUUGUGGGAUAGCGAAACGGAAUGGAUGGAUUAUCUACCGAAUUCAUCUGCAGUAUCCACUGCAAGGUAUGUGGUACUUGGGGGUGUUUUGGCCCCAGCAAAGGCGUUCAGCAUCGCCCGAAGGAGAGCCAUGGACCCCCUCUCUGUCACCAGCUGGGCUCACAAAGGGAUUCCCAGAGGCACGACAUGUCGAUACAAAGGAGGAGAACGUAAAACAAGAUAGAGAUGUGGGAAGAGUGCCAGGAGACUCAGCACACAUAUCUGGGAGUGUCCUUGAAUGGGAACCAGAAGCCCAGUUGCGAGUGCGAAUGCAUGGUUGCCCAAGGAGAUGCUCCAAUCAUGGAACUUGUCACAAUUCACUGGAUGGAUCUGGCCUCCAUCUCUACAGCUUUUGUUACUGUGGGCGCAUGCGUGGAGGCGUCGACUGUUCGGUGGAGGUUGUGCGAGGUGUUGGACAAUUGUUGUCAUACUGGACGUUGGUUCUCUCUAAUGGAGCAGCGCUGGCACCUGCUUUCUGGUCAAUAUCACAUAAGGCAUAUCUGGAGUGGUUCGUUUAUACAACAAGCGGCAUGCUUAGUGCUGUUUACCAUUCUUGUGAUGCUGGUGGUUGGUGUGCUGCGAAAUAUGACACACUUCUGGUCACGGGUUCAACUCCAGGGAACUGUGCAGAUACUGUACACAGGUAAGCUGAGGUCAAGGGAUCGACCCCUGGGAUCUGCAUCGGCUACUGCCAAAGGUGAAAACUGUUUCAGCGCAGAUGGGAAUGGUUUAAUGAAAGCUACCUAACAUU
Molecule: messenger RNA, 3562 nt
Organism: Chara braunii
Lineage: Eukaryota; Viridiplantae; Streptophyta; Charophyceae; Charales; Characeae
Source: the annotation of a GenBank genome assembly